Hippoglossus stenolepis (Pacific halibut) is the source of this 3305-nucleotide messenger RNA. It is a transcript of the gene gk5, whose product is annotated as glycerol kinase 5. Lineage: Eukaryota; Metazoa; Chordata; Actinopteri; Pleuronectiformes; Pleuronectidae. The coding region runs from base 479 to 2071 and encodes 530 amino acids. The record is from RefSeq and is a predicted model, not a curated record. The transcript has 16 exons. Gene Ontology annotation, cellular component: mitochondrion. Gene Ontology annotation, molecular function: glycerol kinase activity. Gene Ontology annotation, biological process: glycerol-3-phosphate biosynthetic process; glycerol metabolic process; triglyceride metabolic process.
UAUAGUGGAGUUUAUUGUUUUAAAAGACGGUUAAUUUAGUCCAAGCUACUUUCGCGCUCAGGUUUCACUAUUAUGCCAGCUAGCCAAUGAGCUAGCCUGAUGUGAACCGAGCCUCGACUGCAGGUGGCAGACCCCUUGCUUCAGCUCUGCGGCGGCAGUCCCGCGUAAUGAGGCUUGUUUUUGAACAGAUCUGACUCUCAACAGAACUGAACCUCGCUAUGUUGAUCACACCGCGUCUGUCCCACAGGAAACUCACUUUAGCGACGCAUUGAUCCGGACGCUUUGAGGAGGUGGGACUGCUACAUGGACUGGGACUGGAGGGGGAAGCCUUGGUCCGAAGGUCAAGUUACAGCCUCAACGCAACAUUCCCCCCGAUGCAGAUAAAGGUUUUUGUCAGGCUGACAUGAGUCGCAUGAGAUGACGAUGGACGUGGUGCGGCUGUUUUGAGGACUACUGCCCGGGACAGGAUUCUUUCACCAUGGGGACUCAGAGGAACGGUUUUAAGAAGGAACAGUUCAUUUUGUCAGUGGACAUCGGUACAACAUCCAUCAGGGGUCACGUCUAUGACAAGGAGGCAAAGAUCCGAGGAUCAUGCACCACCCAGGUUGUUCCCUUGUUUCCAGAGGUUGGACAUGUGGAGAUGGACCCAGAUGCUCUAUGGAAAGGGUUCAUCACUGUGGUCAAGGGAGCUGUGCAAGAUGCAGGUGUGCAAAUGCGCCAGAUAGAAGCCCUUGGCAUUUCAUCUCAACGAAGCACCUUCACAACAUGGGACAGACAAACUGGAGUUCCCUAUCAUAACUUCAUCAGCUGGCAGGACCAGAGGGCAGCGGACCUGGUAAGGUCCUGGAAUAGAUCCUGCACCAUGAAUGCAAUCCAUGGUGUGAUGAAGGUGCUGUAUUUCCUUAGCAGGCAGAAGCGGUUACUUGCAGCAAGUCUUAUUGUCUUCUCCCCUCAACAUGUGACCUUUCGUCUAGUCUGGGUCCUGGCACAUUACAAGCAGGUUCGUCAAGCGGUAACUGAAGGAAACUGCUGCUUUGGAACAAUAGACACUUGGCUACUCUUCAAACUCACUAAAGGACAUGUUCAUGCCACAGAUUAUUCUAACGCCAGUUCAACAGGCAUUUUCGACUCCUAUCAGAUGUGUUGGAGUGGUUUUCUGUGCUCUCUUUUAUCUCUGCCUCUCUCUAUUUUGCCCAAAGUAGAAAACACAGGCCACAACUUUGGUUCCACAGACCAAUCAAUCUUCGGAGUGUCCAUUCCAAUCAUGUCAAUGAUGGCGGACCAGCAGGCGGCCAUGUUCGGAGAAUGUUGCUUCGAUGUUGGUGAUGUGAAGAUCACCAUGGGAACAGGCACCUUCAUGGACAUCAACACUGGAAGCAAACCACAUACAUCUGUAGCAGGUCUGUAUCCUCUGGUGGGAUGGAAGAUCGGCUCAGAGGUGGUUUACCUUGCAGAGGGCAAUUCUGCAGACACAGGCACUGCCAUCAAAUGGGCACAGAAUCUUGAGCUCUUCUCUGACGUCAAGGAGACCAGUGACAUGGCUUACAGUGUCAGUGACUCUGAUGGCGUGUGCUUCGUACCUUCCUUCAGUGGCCUGCAGGCUCCUCUGAAUGACCCUAAAGCCUGUGCCUCACUCAUGGGCCUCAAACCUACAACCACAAAAAGCCAUCUGGUCCGUGCCAUACUGGAGUCUGUCGCCUUCAGAAACAAGCAGCUUUAUGAGACGAUGCUGAAAGAAACUCGGAUUCCUAUCACAAAGAUCAGGGUGGAUGGUGGUGUUUCCGCCAAUGACUUCGUCAUGCAGCUGACUGCGGACCUGUUCGGCAGGAAGGUAGCAAGACGGCAACACCAUGAGAUGUCGUGUUUGGGGGCUGCUCUUGUCGCUGGGCUGGGAGCCGGUUACUGGAGGAGCCAGGGAGAGCUGAAGAAGCUGCAUAGCACUGACAGGGUGUUCUUGCCUCAAGUGGUUCCCAAGGGAGGUGCUGACAGCCGGAAUCGGGAGUACAUCCCCGUCCUCCAGAGGUGGGAGAGAGCUCUCCGACGAUCCAUGAAUUGGUACAACAAACCUUGACAGUGGAGAUCCAGGGAUGGACCACAUUCAAAAUCAGUUUGAAUACCGAUGGUCCAGAACUAACAACAAUUAGCUGCAUCCCUAAACUAGUCCCAGGGUCAAUCUUUGUGUAUCACAAUCUGGUCCAGAUGCCAAAAACUGACAACAGAGAAGCUGAAACGUCAGACACACUGAUGUCAUAGUAUAGCACUGCAGGAGUGUGGAAAAUGUCCACGUUACUAUACUUGAUUGUUUCACACUGUAGCAACAUUUUCAGAUGAAUCCUCUUGUUGUUCUCGAUCUCAGGUCACUGCAGCGUCUUCUUAGUAUUUUAUCCAGAUUGAAUCGUAUUUGUUAUAGUAUUUUUCCACACGGGGGCGCUAAUGACUGACUUUACAGCUUUGUAAUUGAUGGACUUGCCAUAGCAACCACAUGCCACAUGUCAAUAAGGAGCCGCAGAUUAAAAUAAUUCAUCUCAGAUUCACACACGAUCCUCUGCGGAGGAAUAAAGACUGCACUUAGUCUUUCUGCUCUUCAUACCUCAAGAUUCAAAAGGCUCCACUUACAGAAAAAACAACAACAAACCCAUUUUAGUAUUUCCCUUUUUCUUAAACGUGGUAUUUUCUUUAUUAUUUGAAGGUGUGAGUCUUGUUUAGAAACCCAAAUUUGCAUGUUGCCUUUCAGAAAGUAAUAUUGACAUGAAUUGAAGUGACCCAUAACAGAAAUAGGACAUGCUCAAAUUUGUACUAAGUGUUAUUACUUGUCCAUCCAUGUUGUGUAGCCAUUAUUUCAGUUACUAGUGUGUUUUUUGUUGAUUUGUUCCAGCCUUACGUAUUUCUGUGCAGAGGGAUAGCCGCGUUGAUGUCAUAUGAUAAUGUUUUGACUCAAGUCUUUUACCUGACCUGACGAACUCUGAUGACAGAGCUAUCCGAUCUAAUCGUGUUACGAUUGCCUGUACACAACGUGAACUGUGAAGCUCAGUCUAGAAAAGUUCUAAAAUAUAAUUAACCUUUCUUAAUGCUCUAACAUGGUUCUUUGUACUUAUCCUUGUUAUGCAAAGUGACACUAUGGAACAACCACAUCAGAUCAAAAUGACAUUUCAGGUCAUCACAUGUAAGAUUAUCUAAAACUUGAACAUAAACUGCUGGGACAUAACCAAUAAUUAAUAUAUGUAUCAUAUCUGUUACCUAAUUACAGAACAUUCCUGGUAUCUUGUAAGGUGUAAAAGGGCUAGUAUUAAAAACAUGAAUAAUCA